Molecule: messenger RNA, 599 nt
Organism: Periophthalmus magnuspinnatus
Lineage: Eukaryota; Metazoa; Chordata; Actinopteri; Gobiiformes; Gobiidae
Gene: dnaaf6
Product: dynein axonemal assembly factor 6
Exons: 6
Coding region: 3-599 (198 amino acids)
Biological process (GO): flagellated sperm motility; axonemal dynein complex assembly
Cellular component (GO): cytoplasm
Molecular function (GO): dynein intermediate chain binding; protein-folding chaperone binding
Source: RefSeq, a predicted model, not a curated record
AAAUGGAGAGUCUUGGAGUCUCGUCGUUACAAAAUCUCCAAGCGCUGUCAGCUUUGUUAAACUCAGACCAAGAGCGAAAAGACGAGGACUGGGAGGUAAAACAGUGUUGGAGUAUGACACCAAAUCCCUCUGCACAACUGGGCCCUGGAAGCAUUGGACCCAAACCUAAAAAGGACACUCCAGUUGCAAGUGGGAGCACCUCUAACAGCAAAUACAUCUGGAGUGAGGAGGAAGUGGCCGAAGGAUCCCAGUUUGAUGACCUCAGCGACCCAAGACCUCAGCCAGAAUAUGAGGUGAUUAUGAAGCAGAGCGUUGGGACAGAAGACGUAUUUCUGGGCCUCAGUGGGAAAGACCCCUCGUCCAUGAGCUGUGAAGCUUUACUGGUAAAAAUCAAACUGCCUGACACAAAACUGACUGAUGUGGUCUUAGACGUGAAAGAAACAUUUUUGGAUCUACGGACACCGAAAUAUAAGCUUGGUCUACACCUGCCCCACCCAGUCCACAGUCAGGAGGGCAAAGCGCAGUUCUUCAGUGACAGAGAGGAGCUGGAGGUGUCUCUACAGAUGAAUCGACCGCUAGACUUUAUCAACAGGAGAUAA